GUUGUUUUGUUUUGUUUUGAUAACGAGGAGCGGCCUGCUGAUAAGCGGCUCUCAGAGUUUAAAUUAAUAUUACUGUUUAUAUUACGUUUCCGCUUGCUUCCUGUCUCUGGUCUAUAUUGAGGUUUACAUAUUUUAUUUUAAUUACCUGAAAUAAGCGAACACGACACUAUAGUAGCGAACAAAACAAGUGCCUUUUAGAAUCAUAACAUGCACUGUCUGCAUUGCGCACUUCCUCUCAUCACCUAACUGGUUUUGUAACUACAUUCUGAAACAGACUGACUUCAGAGGCAUACAGAACCUUAGAAAAUAUCAACCGUAUCCAAGGCUCAAUGUACACCAACGAAGGAAAAUUCGACUAAAACUUGAAGUUGUAACGCGGAGAUUCAUGGGAGUUUUGUAUUGGCAUGACCAAUAAAUCAAGUUUAUGGAGUGAAAAAUUCAUCAUGAAACAGAAGAAGAGCAAAAGAGGAAGGUAGCAUCAACCUGCUGUCUUUGAUAAAACUGCUGCGAAAUUGUAUCAUUUAAUGGCUGUCCUUCCAUCUUUCAUCCAAGUGUCAGAAUUCCAAACUUGAAUUGUAAGUCCUCUCUUAGUGGAAAAAUAAUACUUAAAAUGAGAGCGUUUCAGGAGCCGGUUAUUUCCAAUCGAUUGAUAAUUUCCUACAGUUUGUACUCAUCGGUGUUCUUAUUCACAUUACUUACUUUCCUGUACUUCUCUGACCUUUAUCUGAAAAUAGGAAGUACAAAUUUUGUGCCAUUUUUGAUACUCUUAAUAUGUGUUGAAAUUAUAAAAUUUAUCUAUUCAAACAGCACGGUGCAAAAUUCCACUUUCAUAAAUUCUGGCAGCAAGAAAUGGAAUAAAUCCAAAACUCUGUACGACUUAGCAGCAAGUCAAGUCCUCUCUCAGGUUAAGUUAAAGAAAAUCUUGAAGUCUAUCGUCUUGCUUGCAUUUUCAGUGGCAAUAUUUUUUGCCAUUUCUAUUCUUUUGGGUGCAGAAUUUUUAGCGAAGCAUGAAGAGACCUUGAUGUUCAGUUCCUUAAUUGUUGUAUUAAUAUUUCUUCCAAUUUGCUUACAUCUUGGUCCAGAUUCAUUGUUUAAUUUUCUGCUGACAGCAAAUCCAGCGAAUGCAUUUGAGCAAAUCUUAUUUAGAAAUGUUCAAUUUGUCCUUGUUGGUGCUUGGUUUGGCGCCUUUGUAAUUCCUCUUGACUGGGAUCGACCAUGGCAAAUAUGGCCGAUACCUUGCUCUUUUGCCUCAAUAUUAGGGUAUUUGAUCUCUCAUGUUGUCACUUGCAUUCAGUAUUCUAAUAUGUUUCUCCAUAAAAAAACAGUGAACAAAUUUGGGAAAAGAGUCUGUUAAACAGCAAUUUUCUAUUGUCCCGAUUUAAACAGUUAUUAUCUUUCACAAAACAAUUGUUAAGUUUAUUUUGAAAUAAGUAUUAAGAUAGGUUUUAUUUUUAAACACCUAGCUGUAUCCAUUUUUAAAAAAUUAAUCAUGGACCCAUUUGUUUUUAAUACCUACAGUUUUUGUGAAUUUCAAUGAUUUUGUUCAUAAGCUCUACAAUAACUGAAGACUUUUUAGUAAUGUGGAACAAUUUUAAAAAGCUUUUUUGUUCAUAAUUACCCUGUUAAGUAGUUUUGAAACGAGUGAAAGAAAAUAGUUUUCUGUGGUGAGAAGGUGAUAGUGAAAUGGAGAAUGCUUGCAUCUGCUGCAGUUUUGAGCCACCCUGGCCGUUUAAAAUUUUACAGUUUUAACUGCACCGAAAAGUUUACUUUUAAAAUAAGUUUUGGCUCAUAAUUUUUGGACAGAUCACGGCCUCUCAAUCAUUUUUUAUUGUGUUCUGUUACCAUUUGCUUUUUUUCUUUCCUGUAUUUUACUGUAUUAAACUUCCUAGUCUUCAA
Molecule: messenger RNA, 1896 nt
Organism: Bemisia tabaci
Lineage: Eukaryota; Metazoa; Arthropoda; Insecta; Hemiptera; Aleyrodidae
Gene: PIG-F
Product: phosphatidylinositol glycan anchor biosynthesis class F
Biological process (GO): GPI anchor biosynthetic process
Cellular component (GO): endoplasmic reticulum membrane
Source: RefSeq, a predicted model, not a curated record